GCCCACAUAAUCAAUUUACACAUUGUAGGCGUGGUCUCAUAGAGAAAAUUAAUUGAGAACAGACUGUCCCUGCCGUUUCUUUCAUUUUGAGAAGAUGUCCUGGACUAAAAAAUCAACUUUUGCGUCUUUGCCGUACACACAGCGAGCAACUGCACUCGUUCUUAACGGAGACCCCAAGGGGAAGAACUUCCUUUAUUGCAAUGGAAAGACCGUCUAUAUUAGAGACAUAGACAACCCUUCAAUUUGUGAUACUUAUACACAACAUUCCACUAAAGUUAAUGUCGCUCAGUACGCUCCUUCUGGCUAUUACAUUGCCUCCGGAGAUGAUCAUGGUAAGUUAAGGAUCUGGGAUACGGUGAACGCGGAGCACAUUUUGAAAUACGAGUAUCAGCCUUUUGCUGGGCCUAUCAGAGAUAUAGAUUGGUCUCCGGAUAGCAAGAGGAUAGCUAUUGGUGGACAGGGACAAUCAAGCUUUGGUGCUUGCAUAUUAUGGGACAGUGGAUCAACUGUUGGUGAAAUCAAAGGUCACUCUAAGGCAAUCAACUCUAUUUCUUACAAGCCAACAAGGCCUUUCCGUAUUGCUACUGCCAGUGAGGACACAACUUGCGCCUUUUUUGAAGGACCUCCAUUUAAAUUUAAGCACACAAUGAAGACUCAUUCACGUUUUGUUAAUGCGAUCCGGUUCUCACCGAAUGGAGAGUUGAUAUGCAGUGGGGGCUCUGAUUGUAUUGCUGCUCUGUAUGAUGGUAAAACUGGAGAGCUGAUGAGCAAACUAGGAGGAGACAAGGCUCAUGCUGGAGGAAUAUAUGGUGUAUCAUGGAGUCCGGAUAGCUCACAUCUCAUUACUGCAUCGGGCGACAAGAGCGUUAAACUAUGGGAUGUUGCCACUCAAACUAGCAUCAGUCAGUUUAAGAUUGGGAGUACUAUUGAGGAUCAGCAGCUUGGCUGUCUCUGGCAAGGAGAUUAUAUCUUAUCUGUCUCACUGUCUGGUGAUAUUAACUACCUCAAUAAGAACGACCCUGAAAAACCUCUUAGGGUUUUAACAGGCCAGAAUAAGAAUUUAACAAGCAUAGUAACAUCCUACGAUUCCUCAAAGCUUUACUGUGGCAGCAUGGAUGGCAAAAUCAGUGUCUGGACAACUGAUGCUGGCAACGUUAGCCUUGUUGCUGGUACAGGCCACACUAACCUGGUCUGCUCAAUGGCCGCUACUCCUGACAUCAUACAAACACUUGGACUUGAUAAAACUUCAAAGACUAUACUACCUGAUAAGAACGAAUAUACGUCUGAUGUAUUGUCGUUCCCUGAUCGUGACCCGACUGCAAUUGCUUACAGCUCAAAUGACGGAGUGUUUCUGGUUACUUCGUUGAAUGAGCUCUUCCUUGUUCGUGACGGCAAGAAAGUCUUCUCAUUGCCAGUCACUGGUGAAGCCUUGUGUGCUUCGUUUCAUCCCAAUAAACCCUAUGUGGCUGUUGGAUAUAAAAACUCGAGAGCUAUCGUGUACAGCAUUGAAGGUGACAAAUUGAAUGAGUUUAAAGAGUUUGAGGUCAAAGGUGAAGUGAAUGCUAUUGGAUAUGAUCCUUCAGGAGAGCUCCUGGCUGCUUCUGGCUCAGCCAGGCCAGUCUUUUUAUAUGAAACUACAAGCUAUACAUUCAAAAAGGAACUGUUGAAGCAAAAUGCCCGAGUGAGGUCUCUGGCCUGGUCACCUAACGGUAAGAGGAUAGCAACAGGGGGAGUUGAUUCGAACGUCUGUAUUUAUAAUAUUGAUGCCAUUGAUCACAUUGAAAUCAAAGGUGCUCACCCAAUGGACGUAGUGACUGGUGUAUCUUGGAUUAAUGAUAACACUGUUGCUUCGUGUGGCAACGAUGCUACCAUUAGGAUAUGGGAGUACUCUGCUUGAAACAUUCUCUGUUUCUCUUUUAAAAACUUGAGCUACUUGUAUUAGUUAGCAUAUUCUCUUUUUAUAGUGUUUUUUUGUAGUUUUGAUAGUUAUAGAUUAUGAUUUUAAUCA
Amphimedon queenslandica is the source of this 2008-nucleotide messenger RNA. Its product is annotated as actin-interacting protein 1-like. Gene Ontology annotation, molecular function: actin filament binding. Gene Ontology annotation, cellular component: cortical actin cytoskeleton. The transcript has 14 exons. Gene Ontology annotation, biological process: actin filament depolymerization; locomotion; sarcomere organization. The coding region runs from base 95 to 1897 and encodes 600 amino acids. The record is from RefSeq and is a predicted model, not a curated record. Lineage: Eukaryota; Metazoa; Porifera; Demospongiae; Haplosclerida; Niphatidae.